AUGGCUUCUAAACACCCAUUGAGACGUUCGUGUGCAUUUUGCCGCGCACGCAAGAUCAAGUGCUCCAAUGAGACGAUUUGCGAAGCAUGUCGAAGACAAGGAGCUGACUGUAUAUAUGACUUCGAACCACCUCGCCCCAAGUCUCGAACAAUCAGCCAAGAUGGCCCUCGAUCAGAUCCUGCAGCGCGAGUUGAUGGGCUCUCUGGCCUACAGAGAUCCUCUACUGGCGGCACACCGGCAAAUGGAAGCCCUACUGGCACCUUCUCCGAGGAGCCAAUGCCCAUAGACGACGUUGAUAACAUUGCUCUAGUGUUGGAACAAAAGUUUUAUGAGAACUUUUCUACAGAUACCGGCCAACGAUCCAAUCCAUGGCAGGAGAGGAUUGCAGCCUAUCACCGCUCUAUCCAAAACUCCGUUAGAGAACGCCCCGAGACCAUGACCGCCAAGUUCAACCCCAAAAAUGUCAAGUACACUGGUAUCCUAAACUUAUUAACACACGAUCUUGUCGGCCUGAUUACAGACCAAUUCGGCUCUCUCGGUUGCCAUCACGUUGAAGAUGGCGGGGCCAGAUUUUUCCUUUCUGGGUUGAUUAGUGACGAGACCCAGACAAUGUUCGACGACGCUCCCUUCAGUGGGAACCCGCUCUCAGAGUAUGGUCAGCGACAGCAGACGCAGCUAAUAGAUGUCUGGUUCUCUGUACAUCCAUUAUCAUUCCUUGUUUCCAAAACCCUACUUUUAAGAGAACUCCGUGAUGGAACUCAUGAUGAAACCCUCCUUGCCACAAUGUUGGCUGACGCCAACUUCAGCAUUGGUGACGAGGUUGCCAUGGCCCGUGGCCACGUUCUGCUUCGAUGGGCCACGGCUCAGCUGCGAACAAGACCUCUUCGAUCCAACCAGUUCUCCUCAGCUGGCGCCGCCCAGUACAGCGGGAUCUCGACACGAAUCUUUAGUGGUAUUUCAACAGCUCAAACCUUGAUGCUUUUGGCUUGGAAUGCCUUAUGCUCAUUCCAGAUUCGCCGUGCUACCUGCUACAUCGGCCUUGCAGGCAGGAUUACCAACGAGAUUAAAGAGCAAAUAUCCAGCACCGCGGCCCCUAUGACUUCAAGCCGAAUCAAUGGGAUUGAUGUAUUUGACGUUGAGAAAGAGAUUGUGGCCUAUCUUUACUGGACGACUCAUUCAUUGAGCCUUUGGGCGUUUAUUCAAAUGGGCAACGGUUAUUUUUCUGGUCUUCUCCCUACCUCCUUAACUUCCAUCUUCCUCCCUGUGACGGAAGCAUCGUCAGUCAUUAUUCAACUAGAUAUGGUGUCGGAAAAUUUCAGCACAUUACAGAAACAGAAAUCUGUCAUUCGCGAAAUGUGGCCGCUCGCCCACAUUGCCAGCGUCAUUGCCUACAUUUUUGCCCUUUACCCGCACGACACAGACACGUCCGGGUCCCCGAAAACAAAUUUUUGGCAAGAGGCACCACUACUUGCACUGCAACGCAUUCAGCAGGGCAAACCUUCGCAGGAUGUGGGAGCAGUGUGCCGCGAGAUAAACAGAGUCUUGAUGGAGAGCAUUCACAUUCUCAACAGGCAGGUAACAGAGGUCUCGUCGAGAAGUUUGGUUCUACUUGUCUACCAUACCAUGGCUAUCCACUUUCUGUUCCCAAUGUUGCCACAGGGCCAAGCUGAAGAAGCGGUUUCAGCCGAGAUGGUGGACAGAUUGUGUGCCUCUAGCCAAGAGGUAUUACAGAUUUUCACGGUGAUUUCAGAGCAGCCCCAAGACUUGUUUAGCCUCACACCAUCACUAAGAUCCUCAUUUCCCGACCUAUUUUGUCUUGCAUUAGACACCUGUGCGCGGGCGCUCAAUCUUAUUCACACCAAGAAAAAGAUGGGGGCGUUGCUCAUGGAUCUGUCAAUGAUGCACACUUCCGAUACCAGGCUGCAAUUGUUGGCAAAGAAGCUAUAUACAACCAGUCAGAAUGACUUCUUGAACCAGGGUAGGUCCCUGAGAUUGGUGCGGAAGCGCCUGAGGGCUUGUGUAAGAGCAUUUGGCGGAUCUCGGUCCGGGUCUGCAUCUUCCGGAGCCUCAUCUCCAGAUGACGGCAGCAGGUCUGGGAACUCCCUGCCACAGUCUCCUCUUCAUCAUAGUCCCCCAAUCAUUGCGGGUCAUGAAUCAGACCGCAUGUCUACAGCAACAACUGCCGUCAUCGACUCGACGUCUUCAUUCAUCUCGCCCAUGGACACAUCCACGAUUCCUCAAUCUAUGCAUUCAUCACUGCCUUCUUCCGACUCGGGUAGGAGCUCCAUUCUGUACAGACUAGUUGAUGAUCUUCAUAAACCCGAUUGGGACGCCGCGGACGAGCUGUUCCACACUGUCCUUGACCCGGGCGCUCUCGGUGCGCCUGUGGGAGACCAUCUCAGCGUCUCUGACUUUGUUGACAUGCAAAAUGCCUGGUAUCCGCAGAUUCCCGGGUUCAUGGAUUUUGAUAUCUCUGGAUCGAUGUCUGGAGUGCAAUGGGAGUGGCCAGAACUAGGGGUCGAGACGGCAGCGGCAACGGCCGGGGCCGACAUGGAUUCUGCCUUGUAUUAUUUUGACAACACACCUAACAAGAGGCCAUGCUGA
This is a messenger RNA of Metarhizium brunneum ARSEF 3297, 2604 nucleotides long. RefSeq lists its product as uncharacterized. The record is from RefSeq and is a predicted model, not a curated record. Gene Ontology annotation, cellular component: nucleus. NCBI's taxonomy places the organism in Eukaryota, Fungi, Ascomycota, Sordariomycetes, Hypocreales, Clavicipitaceae. Gene Ontology annotation, molecular function: DNA-binding transcription factor activity, RNA polymerase II-specific; zinc ion binding. Gene Ontology annotation, biological process: regulation of DNA-templated transcription.